Molecule: messenger RNA, 1713 nt
Organism: Macrosteles quadrilineatus (aster leafhopper)
Lineage: Eukaryota; Metazoa; Arthropoda; Insecta; Hemiptera; Cicadellidae
Product: pre-mRNA-splicing factor 38B-like
Exons: 11
Coding region: 357-1559 (400 amino acids)
Cellular component (GO): precatalytic spliceosome
Source: RefSeq, a predicted model, not a curated record
GCGGACGUCGUCUCGUCACUUGCAUUUCGUAUUUCGUAGGCAAGUCGUUUAGCACACAUUAAAUUAUUUUCUGUUUUUACAUGUGGUAAUUGCCAUAUAAGUGAUUCAAUUUAAGCUGAGGGUUAAGCUAUAUAAUCGGCCUAAAUUUUCACAUAGAUUCUGAUCGGUGUAAUUAUUACUUGUAGGAGCUGCUAGACUGUGGAGGUUAUAGUUGCGCUUGGUGACCAGUUAACAAUUAAUUCGCCUAUUUUAGUAUGCAUUUUUAGACUGAUCAAACUUUACUCCAGCCUUUAUCUCGUAUUUCAGUUUUAGAAAAAAAAUCAAAUACACCCAACCACAGCUAACUUAGGCCAAAAAUGGAUGAUGAAAAUGAGGUGUAUGAUGAUGAAGAAACCAAAACUGUUAGCCAUGGAGGUAAAAAGAGCAAUAUACUCCCUUUAUGGGGGAAUGAACGAACCAUGAACCUGAAUGCUCUAAUUUUAACAAAUAUUCAAUCGUCACAUUACUUUAAAGUUAAUCUGUACGAGCUCAAAACAUACCACGAGGUAAUUGAUGAAAUCUACUACAAGGUUAGUCAUUUGGAACCAUGGGAAAAAGGUAGUAGAAAAACUGCUGGACAGACUGGAAUGUGUGGAGGUGUUCGGGGGGUUGGGGCCGGCGGGAUUGUGUCCACAGCCUAUUGCCUGCUCUAUAAGCUAUUUACCUUGAAGUUAACUAGGAAGCAGGUAAAUGGGCUAAUCACCCAUCCCGAUUCACCUUACAUUCGUGCUCUCGGUUUUAUGUACAUCAGAUACACGCAACCACCCGCAGAUCUCUGGGACUGGUAUGAUGCUUACUUGGAGGAUCCUGAGGAAAUGGAUGUUAAAGCUGGUGGAGGUCAGGUGAUGACUAUUGGAAACAUUUUGAAGAACUUUCUGUGCAAACUGGAAUGGUUUUCGACCUUAUUUCCUCGGAUUCCAGUACCAAUUCAGCAAAAGUUGGAGAAGAUGAUGAAUGAGAGGUUUCCUCCACCGGCGGCUGGCACUGUUGUGGCUCGUAAACCUGCUGCUCCUGUAGGUCGUCACAUUCCCGAUGAAGAGGCUCACUACGGCCAGGCUGAGAAGGCUUCGAGGAUACGCGGGGAGCCAGACAAAGACAGACGAGGGUAUAGCAGAGAAAACGACGAUAGACGAGGCUACAGCAGAGAACACGAUGACAGACGAGGAAGCAGUCAGCUAGACGAUCGCAAGGGAUACAGUCGUGAGAGAGACAGGGAGAGACAUGCGGAUAGUCGUGGAUACAGUGCGGACAGAGACAAGGACAGAGCUAGGGAAAGAGACAGGGAUAACAGGGACAGGAGGGACAGAGAUAGGGACAGGGACUACGACCGGGACAGGAGAGAUCGCACCAGGAGAGACAGUCCAGUAAGAAGAAGAGACGAUGACAGUCGGUACAAAAGGGAUAGAGACAGUCCUCCAAGAAGAAGAGAUGAGCAUGAUGAUAGGCACAGAAGAGACGACUAUGAUGAUAGACAAAGACGAGACAGAGACAAAGAUAGACAUCAUCGUCAUCGACACUGAACACAUUUUGUAAGGACUCCGCAAUUUCGACAUUGACAACAAUUUUCAGUUUGCCAUUUUCCAACUAAAUGAUGUGAAAUAGAUUUUUUUCAACUUUACCAGACUGUAUUAGUUAUAAUUGUGACAAGAUAAAAAAGGGACUAUUCUUUUAUAA